This is a messenger RNA of Petromyzon marinus (sea lamprey), 530 nucleotides long. RefSeq names its product protein S100-A1-like. The record is from RefSeq and is a predicted model, not a curated record. Lineage: Eukaryota; Metazoa; Chordata; Hyperoartia; Petromyzontiformes; Petromyzontidae.
ACAAUGAGAGCGAGCAGGUGUGAGUGGUGACGUCACUGGCCGCCCUGCAUAAAAGCCGCAACGAGAGGGGGCAGCAGUGGUUGUUGAAGCUGCAGACGUCUUUUUCAGAUUCCUCUUGCGUACUGACUCGACCGUGCAUUUCUUGGGAAGAUGAGCGACCUCCAUGCAGCCACCCUGAAGCUCCUGGCCACCUUCAAUGAACUCGCCUGCGACAGUGCUGUUAAAGAUUGUCUGAAGAAGGAAACGUUCAGGAGCUUCCUAAAGGGGGAUAAGGGCAAGAGUCUGAUCCAGAAUCCCGUGGAUGGGUUCGUGGUGAGCCACAUCCUGAGGGACCUUGGUGAUGACAAAGAUGGGAACGUCGACUUCCUCGAGUUCGUGGUCACGAUCGCGGCCUUGAAAUUCUGCUGCCACCCCAACUUCCGAGCGCACCACGAGCGGAAUGGCCGGACCCACGCGCUGCGCGCAUUCCAAGUGUAACGCGCCUGUUGCAUGAUACGGAUACUAUGAAAUAAACCGUGUGAUCACAUCAA